Molecule: messenger RNA, 711 nt
Organism: Coffea arabica (coffee)
Lineage: Eukaryota; Viridiplantae; Streptophyta; Magnoliopsida; Gentianales; Rubiaceae
Molecular function (GO): RNA-DNA hybrid ribonuclease activity; nucleic acid binding
Source: RefSeq, a predicted model, not a curated record
AUGUUUAACUCAAUCAAAUGGGACACCAUAUGGAAGCAAAAAGGUCCGAGAAGAUGGCAAUUCAUCCUUUGGUUUAUCAAGCAUAAUAAGCUGCUUACAAGUGCUGAAAAGGCUAGAAGACAUCUUCAAGAGGAUGCUUCCUGCAAUAUUUGUGGGGCUUGCACAGAAACAGCUCUUCACGCUGUUCGGGAUUGUGUCUGGAUCAAGAAAAUAUGGAAGGAGCUAGUUGUCUCACCCAAAUGGGAGCAAUUCUUUGAAAUGCCACUUGAGGAAUGGGUUGACUGGAAUCUAAAGGAUGGAAGAGCGGGAAAGCUUCAGACCAUCAGUUGGGUAGUUCUUUUUAAAUUAGUGGUCUAUUUUGCUUGGAGUGGGAGGAAUGAGUUCUGCAUCAAAGGUGAUGACAAGAAAACUCCAGGUGCUAGAGGGCUUCUACGAGAUAUUCUAGGAAGAUGGCAAGGAUAUCAACGAGUCAUCUUAGAAUUGGAUUCAGUGACCAGUAUAUCCCUUGUUCGAGGGAACGUACAGGACAGCACCCACCAUAACCUCAUUGCCCAAGUCAAGCAGGCUCUUCGCAGAGACGGGGAGUCUAAAAUAUCCCGUACAUGGAGGGAAGGGAACGUUUGUGCAGAUUAUCUGGCAAAGAAGAGCAUCAACAUGGAUUUGGUCUUCCAGAGACUACGGAACCCACCAGAUGAGCUGAUUGAGGGGUGA